Aplysia californica (California sea hare) is the source of this 4540-nucleotide messenger RNA. RefSeq names its product protein mesh. Lineage: Eukaryota; Metazoa; Mollusca; Gastropoda; Aplysiida; Aplysiidae. The record is from RefSeq and is a predicted model, not a curated record. Gene Ontology annotation, biological process: carbohydrate metabolic process; cell-matrix adhesion. Gene Ontology annotation, molecular function: alpha-amylase activity; cation binding.
CCUAACGCCUAUGAUCUGCCAACAGGUGACCUCAAAGCAAUCACCAACAAUCAUUCUAUACCAACAGGUGACAUCACAGCAAUCACCAACAAUCAUUCUCUGCCAACAGGUGACAAUCAUUCUCUGUCAACAUGGGACCUCACAGCAAUCACCAACAAUCAUUCUCUGCCCUCAGGUGACCUCACAGCAAUCACCAACAAUCAUUCUCUGCCAACAGGUGACCAGGCAUCAAUCACCAACAAUCAUUCUCUGCCCUCAGGUGACCUCUCAGCCUACCUGUCCCCCGCCGGCUCCAGUUCCCCGCUGCUCCAGUAUGGCAGCCCGGCAGGGGACGCUGCGCUACCACUUACGUCAUCGUCUCACCGGAUUGAUCUGCCCCUGAACUUGACCUAUUUCGACUCUCACUCUGACACCAUCUAUGUGAAUAAGGAUGGCUUCCUGAGUUUGGAUUCUGCCCUCCCGUUCUACAACAGCAGCGGGUGGAUAGAGAGGACAGUGGAGUCGGCUCAGGAUAGGCCUAUCAUCGCACCGUUUUAUUAUGAGAGUCCUGAUCCUGCCCUUGCUGGAAAUCGAACCCCUGGGAAUGUGUUUGCUCGGCUCGUCACCCGAAGCUCCGCCUCUGACCAGUUCAUGGAUGACCUUAGCGGUUAUUUGAUUCAGGCUGUGGUCAACGUUCCUUCUGACUUUUCUGCCAAAAUGGUUGUCAUAGCGACGUGGGUCAACGUGACGGACAGGCUACAGCUGUCGAGCGGAUGUGACCUCACGAGCACAUGCAAAUCUUCAACCUUCCAAGCUGUUGUUGUGGCUGACGACAGCAACACCUUUGUCAUAUUUAACUACGAGAAGAUGGAGAUUCCUAUCAGACAGUACUACCAGGCAGGUGUGAACGGCGGGUACCGGAGGGGCUGGACUAACGUGGUCCCGUGCCAGCAUCGUUGCCCCGGCGACAUGGACUACCAGUGGCUGUACAGCGCGCCAAGCCUUCAGGGCGCGGACGUCCGGGGGAGGUUUCUGCUGUCUGUGGGGGCGGAGCUGGUGGUCAGGGGGGGAUGUCUGCCCGGUGCUUUCAGGACAGGUCAGCUGAUAGAAGUGUACCCCCAGAAGAUCGGCAUGUUCGGCGGAGAGAAGCUGGAGGUGUCGGGCCUGUGUUCCUCACCUGGCACACAAGUCACCUGUCGGUUCCGACCUCUGGACAAUGCGUUCACCCCGCUGGUGACGCACGGGGAGAUGAGGAACAGCAUGCGCGGCUACUGCCCGGUGCCCAUCCUCACAUGGACGGGGGCCACUGUGGUCGAGUGGUCAGUGGAUGGACGGGUGUCCAACCUGAGCAGGACCAUCACUGCUGUGCUCCCUGACCGCAUGGAGAAGAACGUGCAGUUCACGCGGGACCUGUACCUGCAGUGGUUCACACGGAACGCUUCCAGCAUCACCGUGGAAUGGAACCCCAGCGGUCUGUCUCUCGAUCCUAGCGCGCAGGUCAAUAUCAAACUGAUCGGGUACAGAGAGGAUGAGGCCAAUAACCGGGUCAUGUACAGCGUGCUUCGUGAGCUGGGCAGCAGCAGGAACCAGGCGGCGUCCUUCACCUUUGACGUGUCCAGCCACAGAUGUACCUCCGACUGUGAGCUGUACGAAGAAGGUCUCCUGGAGGUCUCGCUGCUGGACGGUCAGCAAGGACUGGCCAACGACAGAGUAGCUGUGCGGUACGGACCGAUCCCCCUGGGCUGGUACGUGAACGAGCAACUGACCUCAGUCCGCGGCCCUGAUUGGUCAGACGACAAGUGCAGAGAGUGGAAUGCCCGAGACUCCACCCAGGAGGCUUGGCUACAGGACCUCUUGCCCUGCCCCUGCAGCCUGGACCAGGCCUUGGCGGACUUUGGCCGGUUCCAGGCAGACCCUGGGUGUAACUUGUUCACGGGCAGUAAAUGUUUUUACCACAAGGGAGCCAAGCACUGCGUACGCUCCAUAGUGCCUGUAGGCCCUGAUGGGUCGGGCAACCAGUGCUGUUACAACCAGGACGGGACACUGAGGUACUCACAGCUUUCUUAUCAGGGCAGCACACCAGAUCGGAGCCACAACUGGGGCGCGCCACCCUUCAGCCUCCCUGACCGGGUGCCGUCCAUGUCCCACUGGAAGCAUGACGUCAUCACCUUCUACUACUGCUGUCUGUGGAACGAGUACUCCCUGUGUGAUCUGUACAUGGAGCAGAGACCAACGGCCGACUGCAGAUACUACGACGUGCCUGGGAUAGCAGGUUCGUCUGCGCUGACCCAGCUGGUCAUCUCUGCCCACAACACGCCGGUCAUCGCGGUGUGGCCCGUGCCGGAGGGAGCUCAUGACGGGACUGGUCAGUCCAGGGGUCUGGAGGUGGUCAUCGAUGACGAGACCCAGCUGUUCACCACCACGUCCACAAUGUGGCAGGACUUUGCUGGUGGUCUGUCUGUGCUCAACAACGCACCGACACCAGCAGAAAACAGCCACAACAACUUCACAUUCCUCUUCUCCCCGGCCAACAUCGGGGUCAACGUCCUCGCAGUCAACGGCAUCCUGCACGUGACCGUGGCUUUGCCUCCUGACGUCAAGAAUCAGACAGGUGGCCUACUCGGCAAGUAUGACGGAGAUCCGACCAAUGACUUCACGUCUCCGGAUGGCCAGGUGACUCCAGACGACGCGAGCCCAGCAGAAGUUUACCAAGACUUCUUCGCUUCGUGGGCCGUCAAGCGUCCGGAGAGCCUGUUCUACCAGCACAGCCCGGCACGACCCAUCGGCGAGUACACGCCGUAUCUGAGCUACGCGCAGAUUCCUUCCGACUACCCCGGGGCUCCUCAGGAGAGUGAGAUUUUGAGCGUGUGUGCCGGUGACGAGAACUGCAAGUGGGACUUCCGGGUCACAGGGCAGAGGAGCGUUGCCGAGGCAACCCGGGACGCGGACGCCUUGUUUGACUACGUCAAGUCUUCAGCUCGAAAGGCUCCCGUCCAUAGAGGCUUCCACGACCCUCACUGCGAGGGCCGACAAGUGAUCGUCCAUCUGUUUGAGUGGAAGUGGACGGACGUGGCCCAGGAGUGUGAGAGGUACCUGGGACCUAUGGGAUUCUGCGGCGUACAGAUUUCCCCUCCAAAUGAGCACGUCAACGAAUUCCCCAAGUGGGCGUGGUCCGAGCGCUAUAACCCGGUCAGCUACAAGCUGGAGAGUCGCAGCGGUACAGAGGCCCAGCUCAGGGACAUGGUGCAGCGCUGUAACAAAGUCGGAGUGAGAAUUUACGCAGACGCCGUGAUAAACCACAUGGCGGCCUUGGAGUUUGCCGGGUUUGGCGUGGCCGGAAGUUUCUACAACGCCAGCGCCAGAUACUUCCCUGGCGUCCCCUACAACAGCAGUCACUUCAACAUGGCAAACAGAUGCCCUGGGGCCAACUCACAGUCGCCAGUCCGCCAUGACCUGACGGACAUCAGAAACUGCGGCCUGAGCCCACUGACUGACCUCAACCACGGCUUUGAGUGGGUGCGGGCCAAGGUCGCCGCCUACCUCAACAGUCUGAUCGACAUAGGCGUGGCCGGCUUCAGGGUGGACGCCGCCACAUACAUCUGGCCCAUGGACUUAGACAGCAUCCUGUCACGGAGUUCCGCUACACUGACGCCAUAUCCCGCGCCGUGAGCAACAUCUCGCUCCUGGACAGCCUGGUCCAGGCUGACUGGGUUCCCUCUGAUGACGCCCUUGUCUUCGUGGACAACCACGACACACAGAGGUCGGACGACGGCACUGCCUUCAACUUCAAGAGCCCCAAUCCAUACACUCGAGCAGUGGCCUUCACCUUGGCCUACAACUACGGCUUCACUCGUAUCAUGAGCAGCUACUACUUCCUGUACCGCUCACAGUCGCCGCCCCAUGUGGGCGGGGUCACCAAGGACGUCACCAUCAACGCUGACGGGACUUGUGGGAACGGCUGGGUCUGUGAGCAUAGGUGGAAAGCUAUCUCCAACAUGGUCAAAUUCCGGUCUGCGGUGUCCGGCACGUCAGUGGACAACUGGAGCAACACACACGGCGUGGCUUCCUUCAGCCGUGGGGACAAAGGCUUCUUCGCCAUGUCCACUUACCGCUUCCGGGUGACCGUGAACACAGGUCUCCCCGCCGGCACCUACUGUGAUCUGAUGAGCGACUGUGCCCAGAACGUGACGGUAGACGCUACAGGCCGGGCGCUAGUGGAGCCUCAUCCUACAGGGGACUACAUGGUUGCCUUCAUCAACCAGAACUGACCACAAUCUCUUGCUGGAUUAAUCUGCAGUCCAGUUUCUCCUAGGACACGCUUGCUUUCUUCAGAAUGCCUUUGACAUCAUCCCAAUCUCAAAGUCUUCUCAGAGAUGGAUAUUCCAUUUGAAAGAUCAAGCCUCUUAUUGCCUUGAAAACGCAAAUAGUUUCCAUAACAUAACUUAACUUAGACACAUGUUGUUUUGCACUCUAGUUAGAAUCCAUGAUGGUAUGUGUUGAAUCCAUGAUAAUAUGUGUUUUCCUUUACUUAAAAAUACUGAAUAAAACAGUGCUGCUUCUA